Molecule: messenger RNA, 1798 nt
Organism: Spodoptera exigua (beet armyworm)
Lineage: Eukaryota; Metazoa; Arthropoda; Insecta; Lepidoptera; Noctuidae
Source: the annotation of a GenBank genome assembly
CUCCAUGCCACUCGCACGCAUGGAGGUCCGAUGCUUUUCCCGCGCAAGUGACUAUGAAAAAGCAACCUGAUAUUUAUGACGUGGGCCUGGCCGUUGUGUUCUCGGUAGCAGAUCGACUAAGAAAUAGCAACACUGAAGAAAUAUUUUCAGGUAAGAGGACAACCGCGGAUGUGUCUGCAGCGAGACUCGGGCAGCUGAGGGCCUGGGCGGCCUGAUGGCGAGUGGAGCGCUGCGCAUGCUGCUCGUCACCGCGGCGCUGGCGGCGCUCGCGGGAGCGCACGCCGUGCGCUUCGGAGACCGCCUCGCGCCGCGCGUGCCUGCUGCGUACUCACCGCGCAACGCGCCCUCCGCACAACACUACGUCGAGAAUGAAUACGACGAUGUCUACGAGCAAGACUACGAGGAACAGAACCUUUCCGUCGAGGAAGAGGAGCCGCCGGAGCCGGAGCCGGAUACUCCGCUACGCCGCCCCGCGCGUACUGAAGCUCACCGCUUGGAGAUGAGCACUGAGUACUUUGUCAUACCAGAACGUCUUUCAUCGCCAACACCACCUUCGACAUCAACAACUUUUGCCCCAGAACCGCAGCCAAACGUGUCCGUCGUACUAUCACCCACGCCUCAUAUCUUAAGUGCUCUCAGAUCAGAGUCUUGGGCAGUGCCUAUAUUAGCCCUAGCUUGCGUCAGCAUGGUCACUCUCGGCGGGUUUGAGGCGUUUGUGAUAUGGGGAGCAAGUCGCAAGGCACCAAGCCAUCGCCACCUGUUACUGGGACAGACUUUACUGUUCGGGUUGUUUUCGUGCGCUGCUACGGCCGCUCUCUUUGCAACCACGCCGACUGCGUUCACGUGUGGUGCAGUUAGAUUUGGAACAGGGGUAGCCUACGUAAUAGUAUUCGCUUCACUCCUAGUUAAAUGUGUUUUUUUGCUUAGUUUGAAUGGUGGAGUGUAUUUACCAGCGGCGUAUCAAGGACUACUAUUAUUUUUCGCUGUAAUGAUCCAAGUAGCCAUCGGAGCCCAAUGGCUCGGUGGCUCUCCUCCGCGAGUGAUAAAUGGUGGCGGCCGAUGUGACGUGCACAUGUCAGACAUGCUGUUGUCGCUGUGUUACGCGGCUUUUUUGAUCGCAGUAGUGUGUGGGGUGGCGCUGCGGUCGCGCGGCAUCCGCGACAACUACCGCGAGGCGACGCAUAUCGCGGGUGCGGGCGGCGCCACCGCUGCCGUCUGGGUGUGUUGGGUGGCGGCAGCACUGGGAGCCCCCGAGCGACACCGAGACGCUUGCGUUGCCGCGGGGCUACUAGCGACAUGUGCAGUAGUAUUUGCCCUCAUGUUCGCACCGAAAGGUCGGCGCUUGGCAGCAUUGGGUCGCGAAGGCAGAUGGGACGCAGACCGCGACGAGGGCCUCAGCUCCCUCGGUGCCGGUGGUUCCGGCUACUCGCCUUCAUUCUUCCACUUCAAGCCGGUGAAGUACGGCAUGGUGUCGGCGGCGGCGCCGGCGCCCGGGCCGCCCCCUGUGUUGGACCGUAAGGAGCCGCCCGCUCAGCCAGCCGAUCCGUACGGAGGCCUGUUCGCGAACUCGCCGCACCCGCACUCACGCGUCCUGUACUCUCCGCCGCACUACACCAUGCACCCUCUAAUGCUAAACUAUCACUACAAUUACCCGCCCUAUCCUUACUUACUGCCACCAGGCGUGAUGGUGCGUCCGGAGGAGGGCAACGUGUACACGAGCGUGGAGCCCACCUUCAGCAGCAACCCCAACGUGUACUUCCAGCGCACGGAGCCGUUGCACGUCGGCAUGAUGUACUGA